Molecule: messenger RNA, 3909 nt
Organism: Astrephomene gubernaculifera
Lineage: Eukaryota; Viridiplantae; Chlorophyta; Chlorophyceae; Chlamydomonadales; Astrephomenaceae
Source: the annotation of a GenBank genome assembly
GUCCUACAAGGAACCCUCUACGUUAACAAAUGUAUCUUAGUUCCGGUCAACAUAGAUCGGGCACAGAGGCUUCCGCUACCUCGUCAUCCGUCUAGAGCGCAUUGCUUCCCAGUUGGCCUGAUACGCCCACGCGGAUCAAUAGUAAUGUCUUUCGGCAUUAUGAACUAGUUAUCAGGCCCAUACGAGGCGCGUCGGGUAGCUGGAGGUGUACCGUAUCCACGACGACGAGACAUUCUCCCGCACCAUCUCGCAACCGGCGGAAACAACUAAACGAGCUCUGCAGAUAGCCCUUCACAACUCCCUUGAGCCCGCCACCAACACAUCCCUCUCGCCAUGGCCGCGCACAGCACGGACCUCAAGGCGCUAAUCCUCGCUGCCUGGCCUGACUCCUCACCUGCAUCCCAGCUACGACGCACCAUAGCCACAUGGCUUUCCACCAGCCCCUACCCCCAAACGGGUCCCUACCGCGCCCAACUGCCCAACCUCGGCCACUACCUGCGCCUUAACUGCGCUGACAUUUGGCUCGACCCGCAGCAUGAGUGGCCCAAGCUUUUACAGCUGCUGCUCAGCCCUGACAGCCGCGACCUAUUUGCCUGCUCCGAGCAAGGGGGCCGGGAAUUUGUGGAGCUGGAUAUCCCGGUUCUGAAACGGCUCUGCAAGCCUGCUGAAGUCCUAGCGGAAAUCGCUUUCGGCGGUCAGGAUGGCUCGCCGACGUCUUCAGAUCCCCGCAGCCUGCCGUUGCACAUGCAGUUGCGGCGGGCUGCUGCGCUGUGGCUGGCUGCCAGCCCGCAGCCCGAUGUGGGUCUGCAUGCCGCACUGCUUUCCAGCCUGGGCGCCUACCUGCGAGGCAGCAGCGCGCCUGCAUGGCUUCAAAGCUCGUUCGCUGCAGGGGCGUCCUGGCCUAAGCUGAAGAAGCUGCUGCAGGAUGGCGACAGCCGGGGGGUGUUCGUGGUGGGCCCUGUGGAGGGGCACACCGCGGAUGUGGUGAGCUUGGAUUUGGAGCUUCUGAACAGUGCAGCAGCGGAGGUGGUGGAGGCAGCGGCGGCGGUGGAGGCGGCGGCGGCGGUUGCAUGGCCGGAAGGUGAUGCGCUGGCUCUUGUGAAGCGGCGCGCUGCGGUGUUGCUUGCGGCGGUGGGGGAGUGCGGAGCCGAGGGGCACCCGCACGCCAUGCUGAUGGUCAAGCUUAUCCCCCUCUUGAUCAAACUCGAGUCCAGCGCCCUGACCGAGCUCAAGUCCCGCACCCCUAGCCGCACGCUGCGCCAACGGCUGAACGAAGCAGCGGAGGAGGAGGAAGGUGAAGGGGAUUCGCUGCCGCUGCCGCUGCAAGGGCAGGGGCAGCAGGGCCCCAGCGGUGGUAACGGUAACGGUAACGGAAAGCGCCGAGUGCCGUACCUCCGCAUCAUUCCGGGGCAAAGCGCGAAGGAUGAUAUCGCGGCUCUAGACCUGCCAGCCCUGCUCAGCGGCGUGCCAGGCUCCGCCGCCGCCACCGCCGCAGCUGCAGCGGCAGCGGCUGCUGCUGCCAGCGUCGUUGACGACGCGACGGCAGCAGCGGCAGCCGCAGCCUCAGCGGCACUGCAGGCGCCAGCAGCAGAACCCGGCCAGGAACUGGCCAUGUUGCUCCCCUCGGCAGAAGCAGCAGCAGCAGCAGCGGCGGCGGCAGCGGCGGCGGCAGCGGCAGCUGUUCCCCCGGAGGUGGUGAGGGCUAUAGCCCGGACCUGGACCGGGAAGGGUCUAGUGCCGCGCCUCAAGCGGCGGGCGGCGAUGGCUCUGGUCGCAGUGGAGGAGGGCCCCACCGGGCCUGCCAGCAUGCUCUGGGCUCAAAUGACGGCUUUGCUGCACCAGGCCUUUCCAGGGGUGCUGCAGCAUCCGCUGGUCCAAGCGAUCGGAGGCAGCGUGAAGGGAGCCAUUCGCCGUGCUCUUGACGAAAGCGCUUUGGACGGCGCGGCAGCGACGUCCGAUGAUGGUGGUGGUGUUGGUGGUGUUGGUGGUGGUGGAAACCGUGCCUUCCUGCGUGUGUUUCCGCACCGCUCGGACUGCGUGAUCGAGCUCGACCUGCCAGCCCUCCUCAGAGCUGCCGGGAUUCACCUGGCGGCGGCAGCUGCAACACCAGCCACAGCCACACCGGCCCCUGCAUGGCAGCGUCUGGACUCCCUAAUAGACCGCCGCUUUCCCCUACCCGAGGGCCUUUCCGAGGACGCGGAAGGCGCGGAGCCUGUCCUGGCAAAACGCUGCGUCGCACAGCUGCUGGCGCUUGCUCCGCCCCCGCGCCAUGAGCUGUUGUUUGCUCACUUGGGCUCGCAGAUACCCAAGGUGCUCAGAAAGACGCGCCUGCGUCACAACCUGCGAGCGUUGUGUGCCGAGGAGCCCGACGUCUUCGAGGUGGAGCUGCAGGGCAAGAGCACCCACGUGGUUCGGCUGGUUCACAGCACCAUGCUGCGCUUGGCUGCGCAAAUCGCCGCGGGGACUGCGACGGCGCAGGCCGCCUCGCCACCUCUCCAGCCUCCGCCCCCGCCAGCACACACAGCAACCCCAGCAGCGAGCAACGCCGCCACCACCGCCUCUGCCGGCGCAUCAACAUCAUCACCGCCACCUCCUCAACCGCCGCCGCCGCCGCCGCCGCAGUCUUCCCCGGCAACAGCAGCCUCCCAGCUUCCGCCGGCGCCACAGCAGCCACCCGUCAAAAACCCCCACGGGCCCCUGCCGCUGCCUAUUCCCGUCCCGGUUCCCGUACCUGCGCCCCAGCCUAGCACCGCACCUGUUGCUACCUCGGCGGAGGAAGCCUCGAACACACAGGCGGCGGUGGCGGUGGCAGCGGUUGCAGCGACGGCGGCAGCACCGCUGUUGACCGCCACCAUGCCAACGAACCCAAGCAGCAGCCCCCAAGCGGACACCGACGGCAACAACACCAGCGGCGGCGGCGAGGGCGACAACACGGAUCUCCUGUUGGCCGUGUACGAAUCAGCCGACGCCGGCGACGCCGCCGACGUCGCCUGGCAGGGCUCCCCUCUGCCCUACGCCGCCCUGCAACUGGUAGCAGAUCCGUACGGACCCGAGCUAGCCGCCAUGCUACAGCACUGCUUCGCUUGCUCGCAAGUAGGCCUUGCCGUACAGUACGCAACCGGGCAGCUAGCGUUGCUAUCCAUCUACGCGCCGCCGGCUGCCGCCGCCGCCGGUCAUAGGCUGCCAGCCGUUGAGUGGCCGGCAACCGUUUACCUGGUUGACUGUACGGCAUGCGGGGGGCUGUACGGCGGGGGCGCUGUUGGGAAGGCUGCGGUGGCUGCGCUGCUGGCUAGCCUGCGCAGCCUGCUUGAGGAGCCGGGUGUGGCCAAGGUGGUGCAUGGAUGCGAGCAGCUCCACCAGCUGGAGUCCGCCUGCGGGGGCGCCGCCUGCUCCCCGGUGCUCGACACUCGGGUGCUGCUGGACGCGCUGGCAUCCAUGAUGCGACUGCCGCCCGCUCCACCACCACCACCACCACCGGUACCACCGGUACCACCGCAGUCUACCAUUGACUACAAUCACACAGCUAGCAGCAGCAGCAGCAGCGGCAACAGCACCAGCAACGGAGGUCCGCACCCCGCAGCUAGCCGUGCGACCGACACCGCCGCGCUGGCUCAGCUGCAGUCUCACAUUGCGGAGCUGCAUGCGGCGCUGGCGGGAACGGGGCUAUGGUCGGAGCGACGGGACCUGAUGCUGCUGCUGGUGGGUCGGCAUUUCGCGGCGUUGCGAGACGAGUUGUGGGCGGUGAGAGGGCGCGACGGCGGCUGGGCGGAGCGGCCUCUCACGGAGCCGCAUGCGGCGGUGGCGGCGGCGGGGGCGCUGUACCUGCCAGAGCUGUGGGCGGCGCUGGUGGAGGAGGCGAUGGCGUGGGCGGCAGUGCAUGCUCCCAUUGGCAUCAUGCAGAGGAUGAGG